UUCGCGGGAAAAAGUGAAAAAAUGGCGACUUGCACAGUCUGAAUUGGAGUGCUGCACACUGUCCUCAAGUACAGAAAAAUACGUCUUUGCGAAUGGAACACAGUGCUCGUGGAAUACUUUAUGCGCUUUUGGGGAACUUUGAAGGAUAUUUCGGAGACCAUUCUAGACACAGACCUGUGUGAGUGAGUGGUGUGUCAGGUGCAGUGUGCAGUGAGGGCAGCAUGCUGGAGUCGGCCUACAGAGAGGGCAGCAGUGGAGGAGGAGGCUACCUGCCGGGCAGCCUGGAGCAGCAAGCCUCCACAGGGCCGGAGCAGACCAAGAGGCCUGCCAAGCGGGAGCGCAGCACCAGCGCUCUGGAGAGCAGCCUCAGCGUGGGCCAGUACGUGCUCUGCUGCUGGUCGGACGGACUCUACUACCUGGGCAAGAUUCAGAGGGUCAGUCCAUCCAAACAGAGCUGCUUUGUCACCUUCGAGGACAACUCCAAGUUCUGGGUCCUGUGGAAAGACAUCCAGCAUGCUGGAGUCCCCGGUGAGGAGCCCAAGUGCUCGGUGUGCUCAGAGAUGGUGCCGGCGCCCGGCAACGAGAUUCUCAUCUGCGGCAAAUGUGGAAUAGGUUACCAUCAGCAGUGUCACCUGCCCCCCGUGGAGACCUCUGCUGACAUGUCCCCCUGGUUUUGCAGGAAGUGCAUCUUCGCUCUGGCUGUCAGGAAAGGGGGUGCUCUAAAGAAGGGUCCCAUAGCCAGAGCACUGCAGGCCAUGAAGCAGGUGCUGGCCUACAACCCCGAGGAGCUGGAGUGGGACUCCCUACACCGCUCCAACCACCAGCAGUGCUACUGCUACUGUGGAGGACCAGGAGAGUGGUACCUGAAGAUGCUGCAGUGCUUCAAGUGUGAGCAGUGGUUCCACGAGGCCUGCGUCCAGUGCAUGCAGGAGUCCAUGCUGUUUGGAGACAGGUUCUACCUGUUUAUCUGUGCGGUGUGCAAUAAAGGGGUGGAGUACAUUAGGCGCCUGGCCCUCAGAUGGGUGGACGUGGUCCAGCUGGCGCUGUAUAACCUGGGGGUGCAGAGCAAGAAGAAGUACUUUGAGCUGGAGGAGAUCCUUAACUUCAUCACCACCAACUGGGAACACUUCCAACUGGGAAAGCUGUCAAACACACCUCCAGCAGAAACAGGGGAGCAUAUCCUGGAUGCACUCAACAACAAAACCAAGUUCCUGUGCGGUAAGGAGAUCAAGAAGAGGAAGUGCAUAUUCCGGCUGCGCUCCAGGGUGCCCCCCAACCCCCCCUCCAAGCUCUUCCCAGAGAAGGCCCAGAGCGACGGCCGGCGAGGACGCAAGAAGGGCAGCGGAAGGCAGGACAAGAAACAGGAGACAGUGACAGGUGGCAGGAUACUUGACAGCUCAGCACCUGCUGACAAGAGGAGAAAGAAGAGAUCCAAGUGGCUUCUGGAAGAUGCGAUACCCAACAAUAAUGACUUGAGCUCCUGGAGUGCCAACCACCACAUGGCCAACAUAUUCGACUUCACGCUGGACGAACUGCAAAGCUUGAAAAGCUCCAGUUCGGGCCAGACUCUGAGUUUGGACGCGGACUCCACAGAUGCCGCCAGCACCUCAGGAUCAGCCACCACCAGCGUAUCCUACGACUUCCGUAAGAACGUGGGCAGCCGCAAGCGGAAGCUGCCCUCGUCCAGCUACUCCCUGCUGGCCAGCAGCAAGCGCGCCGCAUCGGAGAGCGAGCCCAUCUCGCCGCUCAGCCUGCCCGGCGAGGAGAUGGCCAUGGCCCACCACGUCCUGGGCACCGCAGACACCAGCAGCAGCAGCGGCACCCUGGCGGCGACGGGCAUCGACAGCCACACCUUCGAGAGCAUCAGCGAGGACGACUCGUCCCUGUCCCACCUCAAGUCCUCCAUCACCAGCUACUUCGGGGCCGCGGGGCGCCUCACCUGUGGAGAGAAGUACCAGGUGCUGGCGCGCCGCAUCACGCCCGAGGGCAAGGUGCAGUACCUGGUGGAGUGGGAGGGCACCACCCCAUACUGAAGUGGACCGGCACGGCACGGAGGGGCAUGGCACGGCACGGCACGGCACGGGGGAGAUAGGCUGGGUUUGCUGGCAGGUUUAGGGGGUUGUCUGGGGGAGUGAUGGUCUGGUACACAACCCCUCAAUGAACUGACGUGGGGGUUGGGGAGGGACGGACUAUGUUGGACUUGCAGAGGGCACGGUGCCUUGUUGAACUGGCAUGGGGAAGGGGUUGGGGUUGGGAAGGAGGGGCUGGGUGGUUGUCUGGUGCACCAAGCCAUUGUUGAGCUGGCCUUGGGAUAAAGGGGGUGGGGUGAAAGAGUGGAGGUAGGGGCAUCUACGUCGUAGAGUGGGAGGGUAUCAUCACCUCUAUGUGAACUGACAUUGUGCGUGUAAGGGGGACCUUGGUCAUCUGAUGGAGUUGGAGGACACUAUGCCUUAUUGAACUGGCAGGGGGGAUUGUAGGGGGCUGUUGGGAGAGGAGCUGGGUUGAGUCAGAGGGCACGUGUCAAGAGUGUCUCGGGGGGAGGGGCUUGGGCGGGGGGACUAAUCCUCAUUGAACUGGAAAGUAAAGAGCCUGACUUGGGGGGGUUCAAGGACAGGACAGGACACCAUCCCCUUAUUCAACAGUGGUGGGGAGUCUGGGAUGGGGGUGGGGGUUGGGAGGGAUUAGGGGGUAUCACUUUGUAUUGAUGGGGUGUGUCUCAUGAGAUCGCCAUGCCUUCAUGGACUUAUACCGUGACAGAGGAGGCUGGGGUUUGUCUGUGUGUCUGGGGAUACCCGUCUCCCUGGUGAGGUGUGAGCUGAGUUUGGAGGGGUGGGGGGGUGUCACCAUCCUUUAUUUAACUGUCAUCAACACACACACACACACACACACACACACACACACACACACACACACACACACACACACAAACACAAACACAAACACAAACACACACACACACACACACACAAAUCCUCUGCUUAUGGUAUGCUUUGAUGAGCACUUGAGAAAACCAUUUUCUGACAGUUGUUACAAGCAGUUGUGGUUGCACUUUAAGCAGCACUUAACCGUCAGUCUGAGAGAAGGAUGGCAAACACGCACGCACACACACACACACACACACACACACACACACACACACACACACACACACACACACACACACACACACACACACACACACACACACACACACACACAGACACACGGUUUGACAGAAGGGAAAUUCUGUUGCUUCACCUGAGCUAAAGCCAAUAGCGAUAUUGUUCAUAAGCUAGGAGUGGUCGAUUACUUAGCUAGCCAUUUACACAGUAGCACACCGCCACCUACCCACACACCAACAUACACUUGUGCGUUUACACACACAUAUUCACACACACACACUCAAAAACAAUGUCACGGAGCAACCACUCUGCUCUGAUCAACAGACGGAUAAACAAACAGACGCUAUUUCACCCAUCACAGGUGGUCCGUGCUGACUGACAAAAUACAUUGGCGAAAUGUACCGGUCCUUUGUGUAUUCAACCCGUGGGAAAUAGGUCAUGCUUUUCACCCGAGUACAAGUGAGAUCAUCGUUUCAUUAUUAUUUCUUUGUUUCCGUUUUAAAACAGCAAUAUACACAAUGUUUUGUAUAUUUGCUUCCUUUUUUAUAUGAAACAAGAAAGCAAUUCUGUACACGUUUCGGAUAUGUCAGGCGCAUCAAACAGCUGUAUCUAACAGUCAUUGAUAUGUAUUGUAGAUAGUUAUCAUGAACGAGUUCUGUUGCUUUUUUACGUUUCUUUUCCUGUACUCUUGUGUCUGCUUGUUCAAGCAGGGGAGAAUGCCAAACCAAAGCAAUGCAAACCUCUAUGUUCUGAGGCGUUCUCUUGGACAGUAUUUUGUGGCUUCUUUUCACAAUUUUGUUUUCAUUCAUAAAGCAUGUUAUUGGUCAACGAAAAGGAGGAAAAAAACGGUUCACUACUCCACAUACCAGUUAGAAAUACUUUGUUAGUUUUACUAGCAUUUUAACUUGUGAAUAGCAGUCAAACAUUUUGGACUGAUUAUCUUUUAACAAUUGCAAUAGAAGUUGAAAGCUAAACUUUGUCUUUGCCAUAUCCAAAGAUUUACAAACAAACAAAAUCCGUUAGAUUGUGUGUUUCGGUGUGUUUUUAAAAGAUGUAUCUUUGUCGAUUGAUAUUCAUCAUUGAGUGAGCUGUUAAAAGUCCUGAACAUUUGACAUUAUUCAGGCUUAUACUGAAUAGAUUGGAGUUUAAUUAUAAAUGACUUAAUUAUGUACUAUUUGUAUAUAAAAUUGGAUAUAAUAUUACCCCCCCUUUUAUCAUUGCACUAUGAUUAGCAUAAGACGUCAACUAUGCAAUAUGUAUUAGUAAUGAAUAGUAGUGUGGUGUUUACCAAAAUACAUGAAUACAAAUAGUUUUGUGUUGAUUGAGUAAAAAACGUUCUUUAAAAGCCACUUCUAUUAAGUUAAUUUUAAAAUGUUUUUUUUUUUUUUCAUUGUUCUAUUUUUUAUUUUGUUUAAGUUACUAUGAAACAAUGUUUGAAAUCUUUCCCAGUCUGUGAAAGUAAUGGCAAAUCUACCCAAAUGCCAACAAACGUUCUCGCAGAGGUUAAAUUGUCAUACGUCUACAGAUAAAUGCACACCUGUUUAGUUUAUUUUCCUCCACUCUGUUUAUGGUUGAUACUCUACCAGUAGUGUUAUUAUGUUAGUGCGAAAGGAGAUACUGCAUAAAAAUGUGGCCUAUGAUGUUAAGAGUAUUUAAUGAUAAAAUAAAGGUUUAACACCAGCAUCA
Molecule: messenger RNA, 4787 nt
Organism: Engraulis encrasicolus (European anchovy)
Lineage: Eukaryota; Metazoa; Chordata; Actinopteri; Clupeiformes; Engraulidae
Gene: phf19
Product: PHD finger protein 19
Exons: 16
Coding region: 222-2033 (603 amino acids)
Biological process (GO): chromatin organization; regulation of DNA-templated transcription
Cellular component (GO): nucleus
Molecular function (GO): chromatin binding; DNA binding
Source: RefSeq, a predicted model, not a curated record